AUGGAGUCUACUGAAGCAGAUUUCUUAUCCUCUCCAGCCUCCCUCCUCGUGGCUUUGGUCACAAUUAUCUUUCUGCUCAACCGAGCAUGGCCCCAUUUAUCUGCACCUAAAGCCGGCGAAGUCAUUGAAUCCGUUGCAAACACCUCUUCAAACAACUCAGACUUUACCGUUUCCAAAGAGCCCGAAAUCCCAGAAGGAUGGUGGAGCGGUCGGGAAGUUUUCGAGCUCGAACGACGCGCACUCUUCAGCCAAACAUGGGUCUACCUUGCCCACAACUCCCAGUUUGAGAAACCCGGCUCGUAUCAAUCUUUUGAUCUUGCCGGGUUCCCAGUCUUUCUCAUUCGUGGUAAGGACGACAAGAUCCGCGCAUUUCAUAAUGUCUGUCGCCAUCGUGCCUAUACUAUUACCAGAAGAGAGACGGGUGCCUCGACUAUUCUUGGUUGUCGGUAUCAUGGUUGGAGCUAUGAUACCACUGGUCGACUGGUGAAGGCUCCUCAGUUUGAUGAUGUUCCUGGGUUUGACAAGUCGCAGAAUAGUCUGUUUGAGGUUCAUACGCAUGCCACUGACCAAGGAAUGAUUUUUGUGAAUCUCAAUUCUGGUGAGCCGGCUGCAUUUGACAGUGGGAUGACUUCGGAUUUGAGCAGAUUCGCUGGUUUGGAAGCGAAAUCUACUUGGGUUGCAGGUCAGACUUUGUCGGGGGACUUUAACUGGAAGGUUGGAGCACGAUCCCGUCAGCUCGAUGCGUACACCAGUGGGCUACAUCGCAGAAUGUCUGAACUAUCGAGGCCAUCUCCUAUCAUGAAGCUUGUCAGGUCUAUUAGACGGAAUAGCACCCGGCAAGAGUGUUUCUUGUUUCCUACUACACUUAUGUAUUUUUUUCAAGACGUGGGCAUAUGCCUCGCCAUUUCCUUCUUUCCCGCCUCUGAGUCGAAGACGAAUAUUCGCUACGACCUCUUCGCCCUGUCCGCUGUGAGUGAACCUGACAUUCGGAAAAUGUCCGAAGUACUGCAGAGCUGGACGUACAAUUUGGCUGCAGAGAUUGAGCUUGAGUAUCAAUCUAUCUUGGCCAAACAAGGGUAUAACUAUAUGGUAUCUGAUGCCCGACAAGAAUUGUUGCUAAUCUUUGAACUAGGUGUUCCAGCGAGUUAG
This is a messenger RNA of Penicillium robsamsonii, 1149 nucleotides long. RefSeq names its product putative iron-sulfur cluster-binding protein. Gene Ontology annotation, molecular function: 2 iron, 2 sulfur cluster binding; iron ion binding. NCBI's taxonomy places the organism in Eukaryota, Fungi, Ascomycota, Eurotiomycetes, Eurotiales, Aspergillaceae. The transcript has 3 exons. Bases 1 to 1149 code for a protein of 382 amino acids. The record is from RefSeq and is a predicted model, not a curated record.